Molecule: messenger RNA, 1050 nt
Organism: Tarenaya hassleriana
Lineage: Eukaryota; Viridiplantae; Streptophyta; Magnoliopsida; Brassicales; Cleomaceae
Product: 20 kDa chaperonin, chloroplastic-like
Exons: 6
Coding region: 132-905 (257 amino acids)
Biological process (GO): positive regulation of superoxide dismutase activity
Cellular component (GO): mitochondrial matrix; chloroplast
Molecular function (GO): protein folding chaperone; ATP binding; transition metal ion binding
Source: RefSeq, a predicted model, not a curated record
CGGAUAAUAGACGGGUCUCUCACUUUGGUCUCACUGCAACUUCAAUUCAAAGUGUCGCAUUUUUAGGGUUUGAUCUUUCUCCACCUCCCUUACCCGUCCAAUUCUUAAUCUGUUUCUCCCUUUUCCCAGAAAUGGCGACAACCUAUUUAACAGCAUCAUCGGUGACAGUAUCUGCCAAGAGCUUGGCCUCAUUCGAAGGUCUGAAACCCACGAAUGUCAAAUUGUCUUCUUUCGGCGGAUGUGUGAAACUAGGAGGUCUUAAGAGAAACCACUUCCGUGGUUUGGUCGUCAACGCUGCUGCGGUUGUUGCUCCUAAGUUUACUUCGGUUAAGCCUUUGGGGGAUAGAGUGUUGGUUAAGAUCAAGGAAACAGAGGAAAAGACUGUGGGAGGCAUCUUACUUCCGUCUACCGCUCAAUCGAAGCCUCAAGGAGGGGAAGUUGUUGCCGUCGGUGAGGGAAGAACGGUCGGGAAGACGAAAGUUGAAAUCUCUAUUAAGACCGGCACACAAGUUGUCUACUCCAAGUACGCGGGAACUGAGGUGGAGUUUGACGAAUCAAAGCAUCUCAUUCUUAAGGAAGACGAUAUCGUGGGCAUUCUCGAAACCGAUGAUAUCAAGGAUCUCAAGCCUUUGAACGAUCGGGUCUUUAUCAAGGUUGCGGAGGCAGAGGAGAAAACGGCUGGAGGAUUGUUGCUAACCGAAACUACCAAAGAGAAACCUUCCAUUGGAACGGUCAUAGCAGUUGGGCCGGGAUCUCUAGACGAGGAAGGUAACCGAAAACCGCUGUCGGUAUCUGCGGGAACGACGGUUCUUUACUCCAAGUACGCGGGUAACGACUUCAAAGGGAAAGAUGGUUCCGACUACAUUGCUCUCAGAGCUUCAGAUGUGAUGGCCAUUCUCUCUUAGUUUGGUGUUGUGCUUAGAAGAUUGGCAAAUCGCUGUUGUUUUGGUCUGGAUCCAAAAAUAUGGAAAAUUUCUCAUAAUGGCUUGAGCCUUCUACCUUAAUGCAGAGACCGAUUUUCAAAAAUGUCGAUGUCAUAUGAUGUGUCUU